AUGAAGUCUGUGAUCUGCAUUUUGAUUCUCGCCCUCGCCUCGGCGCACGCCGGCCUCCUGCCACACCAUGGCCACGACACACACAUUGUUGAAGCUGGCCAUCAUGUCGAUAUCCCACACGGCAGCGGCAUCCAUCUCGGCCACUCAUCCGCCAUUGUGAUUGACGCUAGCGGCGAUUCGCAACACAUCGAUGCGCAUCCUGUCUACCACCAUGACGAACACAGCGCUCAUAUCGACGUACAUCCUGUUGUGCAUGACGCACACCACGGUAUUCAUCACGAAGUCCACCAUGAUGUGCACCAUUCCGCAGCGGCCGCGAAAAUUGUCCACCACGAAUCCAUCCACCAUGUGGAGCCAGUGCAUCAUGUGACCAAGGUGGUGCAUCAUGAGCCCCAUCACUUCCUGCAUUACGUCAAACCUGUGAUUGACCAUCAUGUCAUCCACCAGGACCACCAUCACGAUGAGCACCUGCACGCCCACGAUCUGCAUCACGCCGAAGCUUAUCACGGUCCCCUCCUCCACCACCAUGCGCGCAUUGUCGAUCACCAUCACCACCACCACGCCGCUCUGGUGCACCAUGUACCUGCUCACCACACUCACGCCGCAGUGGUGCAUAAAAUCUACCCGGGGGAUGCGCAUCAUAGCAACAUUCUUGCCUUCGCCCGCCACGCCCUCCACGGCAAAUACGGCAAAGUUAAGAUCACCGAGAAGCUUUACUAA
Rhagoletis pomonella (apple maggot) is the source of this 720-nucleotide messenger RNA. RefSeq names its product histidine-rich glycoprotein. The transcript has 2 exons. Bases 1 to 720 code for a protein of 239 amino acids. The record is from RefSeq and is a predicted model, not a curated record. Lineage: Eukaryota; Metazoa; Arthropoda; Insecta; Diptera; Tephritidae.